AUGACUGGACCCAUCUAUCUGCCCACAGCCACCUCUCCGGCACCCUCAAAGAGAUCCAAGUGGCCUAUCGUCGCUAUUCUUUCGCUGCUUGCCGGGGCUGCUCUGUACACGGCGCCAACAUUGAAUCUCAAUGUCCAGCCAGACACUCUCAAAGGGGCAUGUGUCCAGGCCGAGCCUAGAUUGCCCAAGGGGUACAAUGUGUCUGAGGUCCUCAAUGAGAAGGACAGGAUUGUUGACUGGCUCAGUCGAGCGGUUCAAAUUCCAACCGAGGUCUUUGACGAGAUGGGACCUAUCGAUGAGGAUCCCCGGUGGGCACCCUUGAAAAAGUUCCAAUCCUUUCUCGAGACCAGCUUUCCGAAACUCCACGCGACCAUGCUCAAGUCAGUGCACAAUCUAGCUCUAGUCUACGAAUGGCCUGGAUCCGACCCUUCGCUCAAACCUUUGCUCUUGACGGCCCACCAAGAUGUCGUGCCUGUGUUACCUGCCUCUCUGCCUCAAUGGGACAAACCGCCCUACUCUGGACUCUAUGAUGGUCAUUCGAUCUGGGGUAGAGGAUCCAGCGAUACCAAGGGCAGCUUGAUCGCUAUCAUGGCGGCUAUCGAGCACCUACUUGAGACGACAGAUUUCAAACCUGCUCGAACGAUCAUCCUUGGUUUCGGCAGCGAUGAAGAACGUGGAGGUCAAGUUGGUGCUCCUGCCAUUGCCAAGUACCUCUUGGACAAGUACGGUAAAGACUCAAUAUCUUUGCUCAUCGAUGAAGGAAGUGGACUGCUCACCAGCUGGGGUCAGCAUUUCGCCAUGCCUGGAGUCGCAGAAAAGGGACACUAUGAUUUGGGUAUCACAGUCGAAACCCUGGGAGGUCACAGUUCGGUACCACCUCCACACACUGGAGUAGGAUACAUGUCUCUCUUGUUGGCAGAGUUGGAAAGACAUCCGCAUCCAGUCUACCUCACCCAGUCGAGUCCCGUCUACGGAUUCAUGACUUGCGGUGCUGCCCAUGCAAAGGACAUGCCGAAGAGUCUGAGGCAUACCGUUUUGGAGACUCGAAAGGGCAAAUCAAAGGCCUGGUCAAGCCUGCCCCAUGAGAUCAUCCAGGCAGGGAUCUCGGGCGCUUCGACCGGCCCAGGUCAAGGCAAUGCCAUCGAAGCCAUGAUGACCACGACUCAAGCCGCGGAUAUCAUCAACGGAGGGCUCAAAGUCAAUGCAUUGCCUGAAUCGGUCCGAGCAGUUGUCAAUCACCGAGUUAACGUGGCUUCCAACCACAAAGAGCUCGAGGAACGCGUCAUUGAUAUCUUCCUACCAAUUGUCAAAUCGUACAACCUCACGUUGGUAGGGUUCGAUGGCAAGGCUGUCCACCAUGGCAACCCCCAUAGUCGCGUCCUUCUUGAUAAUGCCUAUGGUUACUAUACCGAUCCUGCUCCCAUCAGUCCGACAGAUGCUUCAGAUGCCGAUUCAGCGUGGACAGUCAUGGCCGGCACAGCGAGAGGCAUGUGGGCAAGUCGACCGCAGGUAUCAAAGGAUGGCAGUAUCGUCGAUCUCGAACCUGGCAAGGAUCUCAUUAUCAGUCCAUUCAUGUCUACCGGGAACACCGACACACGUCGAUAUUGGGACCUCACAAAAAAUAUAUACAGAUUCAGGUACUUCCAAAUGUCCGAACAGCACGGCGCUCAUACCAUCAAUGAGCAUGUGACUGCCGACGAUGUUGUCGAAUUUGUCCGAUGGUAUCAAGCCAUCAUACUGAGUAUGGAUCAAGCGACCAAUGUGGCAUAA
Kockovaella imperatae is the source of this 1770-nucleotide messenger RNA. Its product is annotated as putative carboxypeptidase s precursor. The transcript is spliced from 7 exons. Gene Ontology annotation, molecular function: metallocarboxypeptidase activity. The record is from RefSeq and is a predicted model, not a curated record. Gene Ontology annotation, cellular component: fungal-type vacuole lumen. NCBI's taxonomy places the organism in Eukaryota, Fungi, Basidiomycota, Tremellomycetes, Tremellales, Cuniculitremaceae. Bases 1 to 1770 code for a protein of 589 amino acids.